Tachyglossus aculeatus (Australian echidna) is the source of this 2730-nucleotide messenger RNA. RefSeq names its product solute carrier family 45 member 1 (gene SLC45A1). Gene Ontology annotation, biological process: transmembrane transport. The transcript has 10 exons. The coding region runs from base 275 to 2539 and encodes 754 amino acids. Gene Ontology annotation, molecular function: sucrose:proton symporter activity. NCBI's taxonomy places the organism in Eukaryota, Metazoa, Chordata, Mammalia, Monotremata, Tachyglossidae. The record is from RefSeq and is a predicted model, not a curated record. Gene Ontology annotation, cellular component: membrane.
GGAGGGAAGCAGGAGCAGCAGCAGCAGCAGAAUCACAGGCCUAGGAACUACCGCUUCGGAUGAUUCAGUCAGUAGACCAGCCUUUGAGAAGGGAUGAUCUCUAAUUACAGCACCCUAAUAAUUCAUUGCCCAUCAUGGAGCGGAUCUGACUUCCAGCUACUCGGAUACUAAAAAGCUUUUAAUGUGACUACAGAAGAGCUACACAGUGCAGAUCUUUGAAUGGUCUGGAGCUGUGUUCAUCCCAGGAACGGCCACUAAAAUCUCUCCUUUUAGGAUGAUCCCUUCCACGGCGGCCAUGGCGACCCCUCCCACUGAGCCCCUUUUCCCCAGCUUGGCGUCUCAGGAAUUCUGGAGAUCCCAGGUCUCCGGCUAUUCUGGAUCGGUCACUCGCCACAUCAGCCACCGGGCCAACAACUUCAAAAGGCACCCAAAAAGGAGGAAACACAUCCGUCCGUCCCCACCGCCACCCCCGAACACUCCAUGUCCCGUCGAACUGAUUGGCUUUGGGGGCCUGCACCCUCAGAGAUCACUCCGAGAGUUGCUGUUUAACGGGUGCAUUCUCUUUGGGAUCGAAUUCAGUUAUGCCAUGGAGACGGCCUACGUGACACCAGUUCUGCUCCAGAUGGGGCUGCCUGAUGAGCUGUACAGCAUGGUGUGGUUCAUCAGCCCAAUUCUAGGAUUUCUUCUGCAGCCUUUUCUAGGGGCUUGGAGUGAUCGAUGCACCUCAAGAUUUGGAAGGCGAAGACCUUUUAUUUUUGUCCUGGCAAUAGGUGCGUUGCUGGGGCUUUCACUUUUACUGAAUGGCAGGGACAUUGGAAUAGCACUGGCUGACACUGUGACUAAUCAUAAAUGGGGGAUCAUUCUCACCGUGUGUGGGGUGGUCCUGAUGGACUUCAGUGCCGACUCAGCAGACAAUCCCAGUCACGCCUACAUGAUGGAUGUGUGCAGCCCAAUGGAUCAAGACAGGGGACUCAACAUCCAUGCACUCUUAGCGGGUCUUGGAGGUGGUUUUGGUUAUGUCAUUGGAGGAAUAAACUGGGAUCAAACCAGUUUUGGAAGAGCCGUGGGCGGACAGCUGCGCGUCAUCUAUGUCUUCACCUCAAUUACUCUGAGUGUCAUGACCGUAUUGACUCUGAUUAGCAUUCCUGAGAAGCCCCUGCAGGUAUUUGACAAGAAGAAAACAGUGAUGAAGAGUCCAAGCCUUCCUCUUCCACCUUCUCCCCCUGUUUUGUUUGAGGAAGGCACAGAUGAAAACCUCAGCUCUCAGAGUGCCACGCAUUUAUACACGAGUUUUACCAGCCCUAUUUCCCCCCUCAGCCCUUUAACGCCAAAAUAUGGCAGUCUCAUCAGUCGGGACAACUCUUUGACAGGGAUUAAUGAGUUUGCAUCCUCAUUCGGAACCUCAAAUAUUGACAGCGUGCUCAUCGACUGCUUCACCGGAGGUCAUGACAACUACUUGGCGAUUGCAGCCAGCUUCCCAAGACAGGCCAUCAGCGUCAGCUUUCCCAGGGCUCCCGAUGGCUUUUACGGGCAAGACAACAGCUUUCUGGAGAGAGGGGACGUUUCUCUGACUCCUGGCCCAGAUGGAGAGAUGUUAAGAGCGGGGUCUCUGGAUGCAUCAAAACCUCGGUCAGCUGGGAUUCUGAAGAGGCCUCAGACUUUAGCCAUUCCGGAUGCCAUCUCAGGAAGCUGUCCAGAAAGUAGCAGGAGGAGGAAUGUGACCUUCAGUCAGCAGGUUGCUAACAUUUUGCUGAAUGGCGUGAAAUAUGAGAGUGAACUGAAUGGGUCAGGAGAGGUUUCUGAGCAGCCCCUUUCCAUGAAGCGUCUCUGUACAACCAUCUGUAACAUGCCCAAGGCACUGCGUAAUCUCUGCAUCAAUCACUUCUUGGGGUGGCUCUCAUUUGAAGGCGUGCUACUCUUCUACACAGACUUCAUGGGAGAGGUGGUAUUCCAGGGGAAUCCUAAAGCUCCCCACAAUUCUGAAGAAUAUCAAAAUUACAAUGCUGGCGUCACCAUGGGAUGCUGGGGCAUGUGCAUCUAUGCAUUUAGUGCUGCCUUCUAUUCAGCCAUGCUAGAAAAACUGGAAGAAUACCUCAGCGUCCGCACCCUCUAUUUCAUCGCCUACCUUGCCUUUGGGCUGGGAACAGGCCUCGCCACCCUCUCCAGGAAUAUCUACGUGGUUUUAUCCCUUUGCAUAACCUAUGGGAUAUUAUUUUCUACUCUCUGCACCCUCCCCUAUUCUCUUCUGUGUGACUACUACCAGAGCAAGAAGUUUUCAGGGUCGAAUGUGGACGGUACGAAGCGAGGAAUGGGGGUGGAUAUCUCCCUCCUGAGCUGUCAGUACUUCUUAGCUCAGAUUCUGGUUUCCAUCAUUAUGGGCCCCUUGACCUCAGUGGUGGGCAGUGCCAAUGGGGUGAUGUACUUUGCUAGUCUCGUGUCCUUCACUGGCUGCUUGUACUCCUCCCUCUUUGUCAUUUACGAAAUUCCUCCCAGCGAAGAUCUAGAAGAAGAGCACCAGCCCCUUUUGCUGAAUACCUAACAUGUUGGGGUCUUCCACUUCGGGACUCGCCCUCAGAACACGGGCACCAUUGGCAUCGUUGAGUGUCAAACCAAUAAAGUAACCAAAUUGCCUUGAGCAAUCUCCUCAAGCAGUGUACAGUUGGUGAGACUUCCUGUGGCUAUGUAAAUAUGUAACUCUGGAAAAUAAAGGAGAUUACUCUUUACUCUACU